Clupea harengus (Atlantic herring) is the source of this 1263-nucleotide messenger RNA. RefSeq names its product beta-crystallin B2-like. Lineage: Eukaryota; Metazoa; Chordata; Actinopteri; Clupeiformes; Clupeidae. Gene Ontology annotation, biological process: lens development in camera-type eye; visual perception. The record is from RefSeq and is a predicted model, not a curated record. Gene Ontology annotation, molecular function: structural constituent of eye lens.
UCCUCACUCUUUGUGAGCAGGCUCUCUUGGCACGGGCCGAGCUGAGUCAUGUGAAAGCAGAACAAAGCGUGGCAGCCUAAAACUGACAACUAAUGAAAUACCUCUGGCUGGCCAGGGUUGGCGCAGAGAGAGAGGGAGAGAAAGAGAGAGAAAGAAAGAGGGAGGAGGGGCACACAGGGUGGGAUGGGGUGGGGUGUUGGUUGUAGGGGGUUUUGGGGGGGCGGUGGGGGUGGUGGGGGUGGUGGAGUGAGGACCGGAGCGAAAGCUGUGACCCCCCAGCCCCUGCCAAACAGCCUAUCCAUGGCUUAUCAACACAGCACUCUGGACACAGAGAGAGCAGUACUGGCACCACAUCCACCCCUGUGCAGCCCGUAUAUAUUGCACCCCACAGUGCCACUUCAUACACUGGCACAGGCAGGGACUGACAUUUCCAUUACAUCGCAUUCCAUCCCGGUUCAUCAUGGCCACUGACCACCCAACCCCUGCAGCUAAGCAGCAGCAGCCAGGCCCUCCUGCAUUCAAGCUGACCAUCUUUGACCAGGAGAACUUCCAGGGCCGUUGCCAUGAGCUGACGGGGCCGUGCCCUAACCUGCAGGAGGCCGGAGUGGACAGAGUGGGCUCCAUCUUGGUGUACUGUGGCCCAUGGGUGGGCUACGAGCAGGCAGGCUGUAAGGGGGAGCAGUAUAUCUUUGAGAAGGGGGAGUAUCCUCGCUGGGACUCCUGGACCAACAGCAGACGCAGCGACAAUAUCUUCUCCUUCCGCCCCAUCAAAGUGGACAGCCAGGACCAUAAGAUUGUCCUGUAUGAAGGUCCUGGCUUUGCGGGCAAUAAGAUUGAAAUUGUUGAUGACGAUGUCCCCAGUUUCCAUGCCUACGGCUACCAGGAGAAGGUGUCAUCAGUGCGUGUUCAAAGUGGCAUAUGGGUGGGUUAUCAGUACCCAGGUUACCGUGGCUACCAGUACCUAUUUGAGAAGGGCGAGUACAAGGACCAUUCCGAGUUUGGCGCCGAGGCCCCUCAGAUCCAGUCAGUGCGCCGCGUGCGCGACAUGCAGUGGCACCAGAAGGGGGCGUUCCACACCACCACUUAAAGCGGCCCCUUGCUCUCUCCCCUCACCGCCACGCCUGAACGCUCGUGUCUGCCAGCGGCCACCGGCACCACUCACACGCUCCCCCUCUGCCCACUCCUCAUUCGUCUGUGCCCACUGCGGCUGUGCCAGUGCCACCCUGCAACUGUUCAAACAAAUAAAUUCUUGUGCUUCUCAAA